CAACAACAACCACGGGCAAGGGGUUAGUUACUCAUCCAUCCUGUCGCCUGUCGAGUCAUCGUAUCCUCAGUCUUGGACUCGCCCUCGGAUCCAUAUAAGACGGGCCUAGGAUCCCACUUACAUGAACGCCGUGUCUCACUCUAUAUCCUUCAUCGCCCUGUCUCCCAUCCAUCCCUCACUCGGUGUCUGGUGUCUUACAUAUCCCACCUCACACACACGCGCAACCACCACCAGUAUAUACCCGCCAUCAUCAUCAUCAGAAUCAUCAUCACCGCCAUGCGCUCCCCCAUCCUCCUCUCCUGCCUGCUCGCCGGGCCCGCCGCCCUCGCCGCGGACCUCGCCCAGGCCGUCGGCGGCAUCGCCAUCGGCGUGCCCCCCGCGCCCACGCCGCCCCCCGUCGCCGCCGCGCCCCUCGACCGCCGCGCCAUCGACCGGCAGUGCCUGAGCUCCGUCGUCUCCGAGCUCAGCCCGCCCACCUCGGGCGUCGACUCCAAGCUCAUCAGCUGGGCCACGCGCCAGGCCGCCACCCUCGGCGGCGUCCCCGCCGGCUGCACCAUCACCGCCCCCGCCUCCCUCUCCUCCGCCUACGGCAGCUACCUCGACAUCCUGCGCACCUACUUCUCCACCAUCGAGUCCAAGGCAAAGGGCAUCAACACAAAGUGCGGCGCCGACAAGGUCUCCCUCACCUUCUCUCAGGGCUGCACCAGCAGCCUCACCCUGCUCUACACCGACGCGACCGCCACCAAGACCACCUCGUACUCCAACGUCGAUGUCCCCAAGAAGACCAUCUUCCUCGGCGAGGGAAGCGGCAGCGGCAGCGGCAGCGGCAAUGGCGGUGGCAGUGGCAGCAGCGGCAAGGAUAGCGCCGCCGCCGUGAGCGCCCCGGUCGUGGGCUCCGCCGUGGCCCUCGCCGCCGUGCUCGCGGUUGCGCUCGCGCUGUAAAGACUCGGAAUAUACGCUUUUAAUGAAGGUGGCUAGACAUUUCUUGGACAAGGACGCAGCGGGUGCUUCUUUCAAGUUUUAUGAGCUGGUGUGGCAUAUACGUAAACGCGACAUGAUACCGAAUUGAAUUUAUAACGUGAGGGGACCGUUUCCCCCUCCCUCUCCCA
Molecule: messenger RNA, 1109 nt
Organism: Purpureocillium takamizusanense
Lineage: Eukaryota; Fungi; Ascomycota; Sordariomycetes; Hypocreales; Ophiocordycipitaceae
Exons: 1
Coding region: 277-942 (221 amino acids)
Source: RefSeq, a predicted model, not a curated record